CUCCAAAGUUGCGAGUGUUCAUAUGGCGGCAGAUGGUUUGUUUAACCCCGAUGACAACAUGGAUCUAGAUGUAAAUGCGCUAUACGAGAAUCUGAUCCAACGAGCGACUAAAGGGACAAGAGUAUUGUCCAUGAAAGCUCCCGCCUUAUCUUCCGAGUUUGUUCGAUCUUCCGCCCGUACAAAGGCGUGCUCGAGUCAGGAUGAUGCAUUGAUUGAAUGAUUGCUAUCGAGUUUCCCUCACGGGAUGAAGUCCGACGACGACAGAAGCUAAAACACGGUGAUAAGAAGAUGUUUGGAUAUGCCCCGUGUGAGGAGGCCGACUCAUUUCCAUCGGGUUAUGGAGAGAGGUCUGCACACUCGAUGCAACGUGAGGAUUCUGUGUAUCAACUCGAGAGUGCAUUUACGUCUGCUGCAAUAGCGAUGAGUAAGCUUCGUGCUCGAGUAAAUGCCAGAGGCGGUGACGCAAGAGCUAUAUCAAAGAUGUUUGCACUAAUGUGGGGCAUCGGUGAGGAUGAAGCAGGCAUGAUUCCGAAUCUCGAAGUUACGGGAAAGGAGUCUACGCAUCUGGCAGCACUAGAGGAUUGUGCUUACCACUCGCUAUCUGGACACCCUGCUUAUAGUGGUGGAUAUAGGGUAGAUAUUGCUUCAAUUACCUCUGAAGAGCUUGGGGAAAAUGUUCCUGUUAAUUGGGCUCGAAUACGGACCCGUGCUAUAGAUAUAGCGCAAGUUCAGGUCCAAGGGGAUUUGGAAUUCCGUGCUAUGAAAUCCGCCUUACCCGAUAAUGAAUCUGUUUCUCUCUUACUAGAGAUCACACUACAGUCACAACUGUUAUGUCGCGGGACAAAGUUGGCCCUGAUGGGCUUCCUGAUAUUAGGUUGCAAGGAAAGGGAACAUCGCAUUUCAGCCUUACUCAGGUAUGUUCUGCUGGUCUUGAUCACGAAAUGACGGUUUCGAGUGCUUUGAACUUAGCGGUAUUCAUAUCGAUGCUCCGUCCUAUUGCUCUGACAUCUGCCUAUAUGUUGACGGGCUUAGUGAAAGACCCUAAUCCUAGCGCUGGUGGGAAAGUAUCAUCACGAUUGAGGUGGCCAAAGCUUUACAAUUAUGAUGCAAUCUGGGAACUAGGUAAGUACCUCUUCGACGAUUCAUUUAUAGUUACCCUACAGAGUAUCUUAAGAAAUCUGCUACCACAGAGUGGGAAGUCGGAAGCUAGUGUGGCCUGUGACAUAUGGUAUUAUCUAAGAAGUAGGUAUGGGGAAAAGCGAAAAUGUCCUGUUGAUGGUGCACUUCCAGAGCUCAUUGAACACUUACGGAAGGCUCCAAAGGGAUGGACUCUGUAUUACUGGGCACGCAUAUCAAUAGGUAAAUGGCACUAUGCAGCACAGAAUGGAAUACUUGCCCCAAUUGCUGCUGGAGAAGAGGCUGAUUUGAUUUCAGCUUUAAAGAAAUUUGUAAGGAAGAGGGUAGAUCAUUAUGCCGCAGUCUAUUCAGCGAAGUACAAAGACCAAUACAAGGAAUUCAAAGAUAGUAAACCCGAUUCUGACAUAGAUGAGGAAAUAGAGAAGAGACUUGCAAAUGAAGAGAAUCCGCGGGUAGCAAAGUAUGUUCCUCCACAUUUACGACGAAUGCAGCAUCUGGAGGCUAUUUUUGAGGAAUAUGACGACCUAUCUUCAGUAAGUGGUACAUCUAAGGAGGCAUUCGAACGACUGGCUAUGGCUCAAGUAAGGCAUAAGCUCUUUAAGGGAAUUGAGGUGAAAUCAUAUGAUCGCAUUGUUACAGUUGGAGUUACAAAUGAUGCUAUGCGAGAACUGAUAAUCGACUCCUACCAAGCUCGGUGGAUAAGCUUAGAUCGGUGCAUCCGUAAGGCAAAAAGCCGAGGAAAAGUCUUCAAAUUAGGUGGAGUACCCAUCGAAGAGCAUCCUUGGGGAGAGUUAAGGACUGAAUUUCCCGAUACACUGGAAGGCGUCAGGGAGAUGGCACGCCAACUACAUCAUAUUGGAUGGACUGUGGAUCCGGAUAAAAUGUGGGAGAAACUUGAAAAGUCGAUUUCUGAGUUAUGGGAGGAUUUGACAAAGGAGCUGAAUACUGCAUUAUCAUUUAUUGAAGAGUCUGGAAUAGAUUCAUUAGAUGAACAAGCGUAUGCUAACAUCAGCAAGCGGAGUAAGGAAGCGGUGAAUCACAUGCGAUUGACACAGGUGAUCAACCUCCCUGCAUUUGGGUAUACUCCACCUUAUAUACUACCCAAGAAGACAGUUGUUGUCGAGCGAGCGCGUGGCCGUGUACUGCAGGAGUAUACGGUAGUAGAUACCACCGCUGCUGCUGAGCAACCACAUGAUGGAGAAGGCAAAAACGAGGAUGAUGGUUGGAAUGAGAUUGAAGAUGAGACAGUCACUCUCUCUUCCUGAACAUAUUUGAGCAAAUUUUGUUGCAUACUUGCAUAAAUCAUGUAUUACAAACAGGGGCGGACCCAGGAAGUUUGUCUUGGGAGGGCGGUAACUUAAAUAAAAUAUUUUUUGGGAGGGCGAAAAUUAUUUUUUAUUGUAUAUAUAUACUAAAAAAUUUUGUUGUUGGGGGGCGACCGCCCCCCUGGGUCUGUACUACGGUCCACCCCUGAUUACAAAAACAAUCGACACAUUGUUCCACAUUCUAUCUGCCGAAGUUAAAGUGCAUCUAUAAUUGACAUUGACUUUGGGUUGAAACUUACAUUUCCGACCGUUAGCCACCCUAUCCAAGACCACCAAUAUAUCCAAUUCCUCCACUCUCAUUCAGUUUGGCAUUAUUAGCUAAAACUAUACUCCCUCUGUUCCCAUUCCCACUUUCUUUUAUGAAUGGUUCACUAAAAGUUCUCAUUUAUCAACCCCUUUUCUGAACAAAAUUAACAAUUUUGAAAUUACUUUUAUCAUUAUGAUUGAAUAUGCAAGUAAAUUUAUCAAAAUCUCUAAAUUAUGUAGAAAUGAGAAUAAUUUUUCUUUUAUUUGAUAAUUAAAUUCAUUCAUAGAAGAAAUUUGGCGCAUGAUUAAUUAUAACAUUAGGGGUUUGACACAUUUUUAAAUCAUAGCGGGCUAAUGCGAUUAAUUUCCAUAUCACUAGGAUUUUGGUGCAUUAAACCUGAAAUCAUUAACACUUUUUAUCGACAAUUUAAUCAUUAAAUAUUAAAAAUAUGCAUCUAUAACAUCACAUUUAUAUCUUAAAUACUCCAUUAUAUAAUAUGUAGAACUUUGUUUAACUAUCAAACUAUUCUUAAAUUACAUUCGAAUUACCUCACUUAAUUAUUAUCUAAAUAAUUGUGCUCUUUUGCAAGAAGAACCUUUACCACUGACAGAGAUACUUGAGGAAGCAAUUGUCCACCAUAGCUUUGGAUUUGUGGUAUCAUUUUCUUAUGUACUUCAUUGUAUUUAAGCAUUUCAAUUCAAUACUUG
This is a messenger RNA of Cuscuta epithymum, 3416 nucleotides long. Lineage: Eukaryota; Viridiplantae; Streptophyta; Magnoliopsida; Solanales; Convolvulaceae. The record is from the annotation of a GenBank genome assembly.